Messenger RNA from Fonsecaea pedrosoi CBS 271.37, 960 nucleotides. RefSeq lists its product as uncharacterized. NCBI's taxonomy places the organism in Eukaryota, Fungi, Ascomycota, Eurotiomycetes, Chaetothyriales, Herpotrichiellaceae. Bases 1 to 960 code for a protein of 319 amino acids. Gene Ontology annotation, molecular function: arylformamidase activity. The record is from RefSeq and is a predicted model, not a curated record. The transcript has 6 exons.
AUGACUGUCUUCGACCCAGAUUCAGACAGCUUGCCUAAGCUCUCCGAGCUCGAGACGAAGCCUGGUGCUCCUCCCCAGUCGGCAUGGUUCUGGGGCGAGAACGACGAGCUCGGGCGUCUCAACUUGCUCACUCCAAGACGGGUGGCGAGCGCGGCCAGGUUGAUCCAGACAGGAGAAAGGGUCGGACUGAAUUUCCCAGCAGAACUGCCCAACCCUCCCUUCUUCGGUCGGGAGCCUUUCAAGCACAAACUCAAACAGAGCGUCGAAUAUGGCUUUGAUGACCUCCACGACAUGAACACCCAGAGUGGCUCGCAGUGGGACGGAUUUCGACAUGUCGGUAUGGCGCACGAAGGGUCUUAUGUGUGGUAUAAUGGGAUCACGGCCGACGACAUUCACAAAACCAGCAAAAUGGGAUUGCAGGCAUGGGCGAAACAGUGCAUAGCUGGACGGGGAGUGCUCCUUGACUUUUACUCUUUCGCCGGCAAAUCCUACGAUCCCUUCACCACUAGGGACAUCACCACACAGGAACUCCUGGACUGCGCGCGAGCUCAGAACCUGACGUUCAAGUAUGGCGACAUCCUGAUCAUUCGGAGCGGCUGGUCCGAAGCAUAUCGCAAGCUCGACGAGGCCGGACGACAAGCCAUCGGCUCCAAGGGCUGGGACGACCUGCGCUUUGCCGGCCUCGACCGCAGUCCCGAGACCCUCGCGUUUCUGCACGACAACUACUUCGCGGCGGUCGCGGGGGACGCGCCGUCGUUCGAGUCGUGGCCCAUGAACGGCAAGACGGACCUGCACUACUUCCUGCUUCCACGCUGGGGCGUGCCCAUCGGGGAGCUGUGGGACUUGGACGGCCUGGCGGAGCUGUGUAAGAAACACAACCGAUACGAGUUUUUCUUCACCAGCAGCCCGUGUAAUGUGCAAGGUAUGUUGGACACGCAUCCUGCCAGCAGAUACUUUUGA